Messenger RNA from Cucumis melo (muskmelon), 2433 nucleotides. Its product is annotated as putative disease resistance protein RGA4. Bases 1 to 2433 code for a protein of 810 amino acids. The record is from RefSeq and is a predicted model, not a curated record. Gene Ontology annotation, molecular function: ADP binding. The transcript has a single exon. Gene Ontology annotation, biological process: defense response to other organism. Lineage: Eukaryota; Viridiplantae; Streptophyta; Magnoliopsida; Cucurbitales; Cucurbitaceae.
AUGGCUUGUCGCAUCUAUAACCAAGCAGAAAAUAUCUUGACAGAGCUAAAAAAAUUCCCAAAGUACCUGAGACGAAUGCAGUAUACCAUGUUGAGCCUUAAAACAAUUCUUAUGGAUGCUGAAAAGGAAGAAUAUAGUCAUCAUCUAAAUGAUUGGCUACAGGAACUUCAAAAUGUAUUUUCUCAAAUCGAGGGAUUGCUAUAUGAAUUCAAUGGGGAAGUCAAAAAACAAGAGGCUACUGGAAAAUGGGUAUUUGUUCUUUCCUUUAACUCCAGUCGAAUUGAGCAAACUAAAAAAAUGAUGAAACUAUGCGACGAUUUGGAUGAAAUUGCAUCCCAAAUGUAUGACUUCAAUCUAACAAACAUGGAGACAACACACUCCUUUCUUAGUGCUACUGAAGUUUCGACGAGACUCAUGAAACCAAGUUGGCAAUUGCUUUACCCGUUGACUAAUGCUCCCAAAGUUUUCCAUGACAAACGAUAUAGUAACUUUCUGGAUCAUUUCAAAAAAUCUACUCUCGGAUUCUUCCACAUAGUUGGAGAGCCAGGUAUAGGUAAGACCACACUUGCCAAAUUCUUUUACAACGAUCCAGAAGUGGUGAAAACGUUUCCAUCAAGAUUGUGGAUUUGCGUGAAAGAGGAAUUUGAUCCACGGAGAUUGAUAAAAGAGAUGCUUGAUUUUUCACAUUGUCAAGCAACAUGUGAUAACUUGACUGAGAAACAAUUGUGCUUUGCAGUUCAACAAUUUCUGAGGGAUAAAACAUUUCUGCUUGUUUUUCAAGAUAUUUCAAUCAAGAACCUAGGUGAUUGUUCCAUAUUUAAAAGCUUAUUGGGGAUGGGAAACCCUGGCAGCAAAAUCAUAGUGACCACUCAGAAUGAGGAAAUUGCUGAAGCUAUCAGGCUAGGAAAACUCUGCAAGAACGAGAGCCAGGAAGUUCCGUCCCCAGAAGCCACAGAACCCUCAGAUGUUAACAAUGACGAAGCAUACAAGGAUAAUAUGACAUAUCAAAAAAUUUUUGAAGUUGAGAGGUUGUCAAAGGAAAAUUCAUUGUCUUUAUUCAAAGUUCAUGCUUUCACAGAAACACAGGAAGCACAAAUCCCAAAUCUCACAAAAAUACAAGAAGUAAUUGAGCAGAAAUGUCACGGGGUUCCUUUGGCAAUAAAGUGCCUGGGGGGUCUGCUAUCGAAAACUAGUAUAGCUGAGUGGAAUGGUGUCAUCGACAAGUUAUGGGAACAUGAAGAAGGGGAGGAUGGGAAUAAGAGUAUUUUACCUGUGCUUAGAUUAUGCUAUGAUCGAAUGCCUUCACACCUACAACGUUGUUUUCUUUAUUGUUCCCAAUUAACAAAAGAUCGCAUAUUGUCUUCGAAUGAUGUGAUUCAAUUAUGGAUCGCAAGCGACCUCCUACCCAAAGAGAAUUACUUAUCUUUGGAAAAAAUAGGAGAGAAUUAUUUCAAGGAACUAUGCUCAAGAUGUUUCCUACAAGAACUUGAGGAAUAUGGUCUUGGCUAUUGGUUUAAAUUGCACCCUCUCAUUGAAAAACUUGCACGUAUACUCACACAAAAACAGGUCUUCCCAGUCGCAAACACCAAAUGUAUAGCCUUCACAGUAAGAGAUAAGGUGCCCCCUAGUGCAUUCCUAGCCAAUACAUGCAUCGACAAGUUCAAAUACUUAAGACUACUGUAUUUAGGCAAUGCAAACCUACGGGAAAUUCCAAAUGCUGUAGAAAAACUGGUACAGCUCAGAUACCUAGACUUGCAAGGGAAUAAGAGACUCAAGCGGCUUCCAAAUUCAAUCUUCAAUCUAAAAAAUUUACAAACCUUGAUACUUGCAUCUUGUUCCGCACUUGAAGAACUGCCCAACCAUAUUAAGCAAUUGAUCAACCUGAGAUACCUCUGGGUAACAGCAAACAACCUCCGUCUGCACAAAAAUGGAGUUGGAACCAUGACUUCUCUUCGAUUUCUCGCAAUUGGAGGGUGCGAAAACCUACAAGAUCUAUUCGAACAGCCCUCAUGCCUCGUACGCCUAGAAACCCUAAUGAUUUACGAUUCCAAAACAUUGAAAUUGUUGCCAAACGAGAUAGGAGCGCUUAUAUCACUAAAGAAUUUGGUGAUUUGGAGUUGCAAACAACUUACACUGACGUUGAAAGGAGUCGAAUUCAGGCUUCGAAGAUUCACAAUCAGAGAGCUUCCAAGAGUGAGAAAGUUGCCGGAAUGGAUUCAAAGAUUCACCGAAAGUCUAAGAGUUUUGGAAAUCAUCGAUUGUCCCAUCGAAUUGAAGGAUGAUGAGUUCAAAUCAUACAAAUCACUUGAACGGUUAUCAAUUCAUGGAGCUGUGAGGAUCAAAAAUCGUAACGGGGAAUACUGCAUCGAUUUUCAAAAUUCCGUUAGGCGUAGGGAAGUGAAGAAGGAAAUGAAGACAUGUUACUAUUACUAA